UUUGUAACGGAACUCCGACGACAACCUGAAGUCACAGGGCAUCACUCAGGAUGUGAGGAUGACUUCAAACCUGCUUCUAUUGAUACCUCUUGUGAAGGAGAUCUUGAGGUUGGCAAAGGUGAACAGGUGACAAUAACUCUUCCAAAUAUAGAAGGUUCAACUCCACCAGUCACAGUUUUCAAAGGUUCCAAGAGACCUUACUUAAAAGAAUGCAUUUUGAUUAUUAACCAUGAUACUGGGGAAUGCCGCCUAGAAAAACUCAGCAGCAACAUCACUGUGAAAAAAACAAGAGUUGAAGGAAGUAGCAAAAUCCAGUACAGACUAGAACAACAGCAACAGCAAAUGUGGAAUCCGCCUAGGACUUCCAACCUUGUACAGCAUUCUCCAUCAGAAGACAAGAUGUCUCCAACGUCUCUAAUGGAUGAUAUUGAAAGAGAACUGAAGGCAGAAGCUAGCCUUAUGGACCAGAUGAGUAGUUGUGAUAGUUCAUCCGACUCCAAGAGUUCUUCAUCUUCAAGUAGUGAGGAUAGUUCUAGUGAUUCUGAAGAUGAUGUCCAAUCUUCUCCUCCGGGUCCAAGGAAAUAUAGCUUGGAGCACCCUAGCAUGUCUGCCGGGCCACAGUACAGGACUUCAGAUGCUGAUCCUACUUGUAAUAGACUUCAUGACAACAGUACCUUUCUGAUGAGUACUUUACGAAGUGAUUUGCAGCUGAGUGAUUCUGGAAGUGACAGUGAGGACUGAAGCAAUAUCAAGCUAUAAAGAAAACAUUUGUUAAUAUGUGUGAGAAUCUGUUUUGUAUUAAGAAUAAAUAUUCCUAUGUUUAUGGAAAAUAUGCAACUUUUGCUGAAAAAAAUAAAGUUGGUUCAGAAUUUUCAACUAUUUGUUGGUAUUCUCUCUCAUGAGGCAUCUUUGUUUACUCCUAACAAAACAUUAUCACAUUUGAUAGUUGAAAAAACAGAUUCAGAUGAUUAGGGAACUUGCCCCAGUUAUUGUUAAUGAACAAGCUGUAGAUCAAGUAUUCCAGAGUCUCUGUCCACUGUUCUGUUUUACCACAUUGUUGUCCCAAAUUGUGAAAUGCUAAAAUAAUUGAUUUAUAGUAAGGGUUUGUGGUUUUCAUUAGAGUUGUGUCUUUCCUGUCUGAUAUUUCUUAAGUUAUGACUGAACAUACUUUAAUUCUUGCAAAAUUUAUAUAAAACUGAAGUUAAAUAAUUAUCCUAAUAGAUGUUUUGUGAACACUUAUAAUG
Molecule: messenger RNA, 1244 nt
Organism: Arvicanthis niloticus (Nile rat)
Lineage: Eukaryota; Metazoa; Chordata; Mammalia; Rodentia; Muridae
Source: RefSeq, a predicted model, not a curated record